Messenger RNA from Cylicocyclus nassatus, 903 nucleotides. Lineage: Eukaryota; Metazoa; Nematoda; Chromadorea; Rhabditida; Strongylidae. The record is from the annotation of a GenBank genome assembly.
AUGAUUUACGGCAAGGAUUUGGGUGUUGACUAUCCUGCCACAAAGCUGAAAUCUGGAGCAGGUGAUGCAGUUCUUCAUGUACUUGAUACUCUGGCAGAUGCUGCUCUCAUUCAUAUCAACUUUAAAUGGGAAAAGAUGGUUCCACCAGAAAAAGAAGACGACGAUGUUGCUGUUGAUCAGGAAGAAGAAGAAGAUGACGCUUCUGAGGUUAUCGAUGACGACUACAUCGACGACGACGAUGGAGGUGUCUACGUUGAUCUCUCAGCUCCACUGAACAAUGAACAACAGGAGGUUCCCAAACAAGCUAUACUCCACAGUAACACCGAUGUCAUUGCGUGGCGUGAAGAAGUUGAAAGAGUGACUCCGUUGCUGAAGAUUACAGUAAGGCAAGAUGCUAAGGAUUGGAGGAUGCAUCUUGAACAAAUGACGUCUCUUCAGCAAAACCUGACAGAUCUCAUUGAUGAGCUCUCACCAAAAUUGGACCAGGUAGCGAGUGAAGUAGAAAAGUCCUUGGAAAGGAUUGAGUCACGCGAACGAACAUUGAAUCAGCAAUUGGGGAUGUGGCUUUCGCGUUAUAAAGAGUCUCAGGACUCUAGAGCUGAAGUUAGGGAGCGAUACAAAGCUGCAUCAGGAGGAGUAACUGAAAGAACAGGAACACUGCAGAGAAUCUCCGAAGAUAUUGAUCAGAUCAAAAUGCAGAUCGAAGAACAAGGAGCGAAAACAAGCGAUGGAGCGCCAAUGAUGAAAGUGAAACAAGCGUUACUCAAGAUUGAAGAGGAUAUUCAACGAAUGAACGUGCAAAUCGGAGUACUCGAGCAAAAUCUUCUCCAAGCGCAGUUGAAAGAACGUGUUUCGUAUACGGCCGAAGCCUACGGUGUGGCAUGAGGAUUGUGUAUCUAUGUA